CCGCCUAAAAGCUUUUAUGUGUACAUUUCUUUCGUAUUGUAUCCACAAUAUAUUUACAUUUCUUCCAUGCUCUCACUUCGAUGCUUUUUUGUAAUGUUUUGUUUAUAUCACGCGUAGUGAACAUGUGGAUGCGUCAUCGUGUACCGCCGACCUCAUUCAAUCUGCUGUGUGACGGAGUGGUUCUCGAAAUGAAUGCUAUCAAUUCUAGGCUCAUCUCAAUGUUUGAGUGAUGUUUUUCGCUCAUCGUGGGAGGUACCCACUCCCGUUUGAAUGGACCUCAUCCAUAGUUACGGUUCUAUUUAUUCCGCUACUAGUCCUUGCCAAUCAAGCGAGUUUUGAUUUGGAAAAGUCUCUGUCAACUUCAUGUGAUCGGCAUUGCUACAAUGGUGUGUGCCUGAAUGGUUCCUGUGUAUGCUCGAAGGGAUGGGUUGGGAGUCAAUGUGAUCAUUGCUACGGGCGAAUAAAGCUUACUGAAAACCAGAGCCAACUCAUUGACGGCCCCUUAGACUACAGCUCAUCUUCGAAGUGUACAUGGGUUAUUGAAAAUGAAAAGAAGUCUGGCGCACCUUUGAAUAUCAAAUUGGAGAAUUUCCAAACUGAAUGUGGUUGGGACUUUGUGUACAUCUAUGAUGGUGAUGGCGUAUACGGUGAACAACUUGCUGCUUUCUGUGGUGAACAGGAAGUGCAAGAAAUUAGCGCCCCUUCCGGUAAAGCACUAAUUUAUUUCUUCAGUGAUUUAGCUAUGAAUUUGAACGGGUUCAACAUAUCUUACGAGUUCAACAAAUGCCCAUAUAACUGUAAUUUUCGUGGUAAUUGUGAAAAUAGCAAGUGUAACUGUAAGCCAGGUUAUACGGGUGUCUCUUGUGAAACACAUAUAUGUACAGAACAAGAGGAAGGAAAGCCAGGUCCUUGCCAAAAUGGUGGAGUUUGCCGAAACUCUCGCUGCUCUUGUACAGACAAUUACCAUGGUGAUACCUGCGACGCUCACAGAGGUCGUUCCGUAUGGGAUCGUAUUCCUACGCAAAACGACGUGACAGGUCGAGCUUCUCAUGCGUCCGUUAUCAUCGAUGAUGCCAUUUGGAGCAUAGGUGGUGAACGCUUCAGCGGAGUGGAGUUUGAGGAUCCUGUCGUUUACAACAUCACCUCUCGAUCAUGGACUACCAUCGCUGUGGAGGGAGACUUACAGCCGGCUGCCAGAUUCGACCACACUUUAGUUCGCUACAAAAUGCGAUUAUACAUGUUUGGUGGUGUCAUUGACCGGAGAAAUAUAACGAGCGAAUUAUGGAGCUUCGAUCUUCACACCAGAGAAUGGAGAAAGGAGGGUAGCGACAACAGUGACUUGAUGGUACCUCCGCUAUCUGUUGCUGGGCAUACUGCUCAUGUUAUCGGCUCUGAAAUGUACAUUUUCUUUGGCUAUCACCCGGAAAUCGGAUUUGUCCAUAAUGUGCAGAUUUACAACUUUGAAACUGGAAGGUGGCGUUUUGGAAAUACUAAGGAUCAAGUUUAUGGUCGCUUCCGCCAUUCAUCUGUUCAUUACAAAAUGGAUUCUGGUGAUGCAGUUUUGGUUUACGGUGGAACGAUGUGGUCUAAUUCCCAGAACAACCUCACUGAUAGUCUGAUGAAAUAUGAUAUCAAGCAUGAAAAAUGGACCAACCUUCCUCCAUCGGGUGUACAACUAUUUCUUCACACUGCUACGGUUUUGAAUGGUUUGAUGAUCGUUGUGGGUGGAAAUGGCUACAAUAUUAGUGAAUCAAGGCCGAAACAGGAGUGUUUCUCUGGAAUGGUACAAGCAUAUGACAUUGCCUGCAAGCAGUGGUUCAAUAUCUCAACCGGUGCGUCUCAGCUACGACGAUAUGGUCAUACUGCUGUUGCAACAAGUAAUGAAUUGUUUAUCAUUGGUGGAUUCAACGGAAGAAUGCUCAAUGACGUCUGGCGCUUUACUCCUGCCGAGUGUGCAUCGGCAACGCGUCCAGAAGGGUGCCGUUCGUUAACCGACGGGGUUAAGUGUGUGUUUGCUGAUCGUACUUGUGUCAAAUUUGAUCCGUUCGUCAGCUAUAAGCAACCAUUUCUGUCUUUUGUUAAAAAUGAAUCGCCAAAAUCUAUGUCGGAGUGUAGGAAUACAGCGCUCAGACAAGCGCUGCAAGUAUGUGAUGAGCAAAACGAUUGUAUGUCGUGCAUAUCAGAGCCGGGUUGUGGUUGGUGUCCUUCAGGAGAUCAGUGCCUUCCUGCUAAUGAUGGCGAGUGUGUGGACGGUCAAGUGAUGCUAACGGCAUGGGAGAAAUGCUCUCUUACUCGGGAUCCGCCACCACCGCGUCCGUGCGGUAUGGCUAAUGAUUGUCGCAGUUGCAAGUUAUUGGCUCACUGUAACUGGUAUACGGUUGAAGGGAAACCUACUUGCAUACCUCUUGAGGAUGAGAUACUACUGAAAAAAGAGCAACUUGAUCGUGAGCUGGAUCGUGUGGCUUCGUCCAAUUUGCCAUUACGUUUGCCCACCACUCCACCCCCGAUUCCACCUGGGCAAAAUUUGUCUUAUUGUCCUCUCCCGUGUUCUUCUCUGUAUACUUGCACUCAGUGUCUCCAAGAACAGAAGUGCAUGUGGUGUCCCAGCACGAAUAGAUGUAUAAACAUGGAAGCAUACGCCUUAUCUUUUGCGUAUGGACAAUGCCAUUCGUGGGUUGCUGGUCAUGCUCAUGGAUUUGCCUUUUCGAAGUCAUGCAGAAUAGAGUCUUCGAAUUGCUCUGCUCACAAAACUUGUGCUGAGUGUCAGCUUUCGCCUGGCUGUGGAUGGCUGGACGACGGCUCACAUACUGGUUUGGGGAACUGCACCCAAGGAUCACUGCAAGGUCCUCUGAAUGCUGGACCUGACUUCAAUCGCAAACAGUGGUACUUCACAGAAUGUCCAGCAUGCCAGUGUAAUGGGCAUUCUAUGUGUAACGAAACACGUCAUUCGCUUGGGGGUAUUCAAGAAGUUUGUGGAGAAUGUCAAGACAAUACCAUGGGGAAGCAUUGCGAGUUGUGUGCGCCUGGAUACUUUGGAGAUCCACGUAAUGGUGAUCACUGCAAACCUUGUCAGUGCAACGGGCAAGCUGAUACUUGUGAUAACGUGACCGGAGCAUGCCAUUGUAGAACGAAAGGUGUGACAGGUAAUGAAUGCGACCGCUGUGAGCAGAAGUACUAUGGCACGCCUAAGAAUGGGACUCCUUGUUACUAUGAGCUCAGUGUAGACUUUAUCUUCACAUUCAAGCUGAAAAACGAAGACAAGGAUAGGCACGCGACCGAAAUUUAUCUUUUUAGCAUUCCACACAAGAAGGAUACCGAUGUUUCCUUCCAAAUAAGCUGUGAUGGAGCAUCGGGCGCGAAUGUGGCAUUGAACAUCACUUCUUCGCAUUUACAACCGAAUCCUAGAAAGAUGAUGCACAAUACCACAUGUGACUCGAAAGGAUUCCGGCGAGUUUAUGUUUCUGACCCAGAAUAUGCGUAUGGGACUGACGCAAAUACCACCUUCUUUGUUCGUGUCUUCAACUUCACCACUCCGAUCCAAAUCCAAGUGUCUUUUGCUCAGUCUCCUCCCAUAAACUGGGUUCUAUUUUUCGUCAUUUUUGCUGCCUGUUUCAUCGUUCUGUUAGUUGUUGCUGGUCUCUUGUGGAUGAUCAAACUCCGCAUCGAAGUGUAUCGCAGAAAUCAAAGGAGAAUUGAUGAGAUUGAACACAUGGCUUCACGGCCUUUUUCGUCAAUCAAGCUGGAACUCACCAAUCCGCACUGUUUUAUGGCUAGCGGCCCAGUGCAUGGACCCACUCCUCUGUCUGUUGAGCCGUGCAGCAACUAUAAAUCUGGAAUUUUCACACUGGCGGUUCGAUUACCGACCGGAGGCCGAGCAACCACUCCGAACGGCACAUCCGGACUGGCGGUUGCAUCUGCUCUGUGCCAGCUCACACCUGCCCAGUUGGGAGUGCUUCAGGCGCCCGAUAAUUCGGAACAUAGAAACAAUCGAAAAACUACGUUGCGUAGGUAUAUUCCUUUUCUACGAGCAAGGGAAAAUGACACCGGUUAGCUUGGUUCUUGCAAAAUGUAUUUCAAGAGCUCAACGUUUUGCUUGUAUCUCAUUGAUCAAAAUUUAGAUUGUUCAUGUAACAUUUCGUAUUUUUCUAAAUCUCUUGAAGAAAUGCGGUUUAAAACUAAAUGAGGGUGCAUGGGCAUUAAACGGAAAGUACGUGAUCUGUUGGCUCAAAAGAGUUUCUAUCAAUUUCAUAUGUAAUGACUAUGAUAUAUACAUUUAUGGAAGCUUUGUCCGAAGGACGAACAGUGUAUGUGAUAUCUGGUAGGACACUUGCUGUAGUUUGUGUGUGAUAAUAGCAUCUCAUAGUUUUUCAUCUGCAUAAUGCAUUAUAUUCAGUUCACUAUAUCAGUAUAAUAAGUGCCUUUAUGCUGGGCAUUCAUUCUGGUAUCAUCAAAAAUCACUUCAAAUUGCAUUUUACGCGUUCUCCUAUCCGUGAGAUUGCUCGAUGUUGUUAUUGUCUUUCCAAGAAUUAUUGUUUGCUGAUUUUGUACUUUUACGUGUCAUUAUAGAGUGAUGAAAUUUUUUGCAUUUCUUUAUUAGCACUCUGUUAUGAACAACCUGAU
Molecule: messenger RNA, 4620 nt
Organism: Cylicocyclus nassatus
Lineage: Eukaryota; Metazoa; Nematoda; Chromadorea; Rhabditida; Strongylidae
Source: the annotation of a GenBank genome assembly